Drosophila ficusphila is the source of this 8854-nucleotide messenger RNA. RefSeq names its product tight junction protein ZO-1 (gene pyd). Gene Ontology annotation, molecular function: cell adhesion molecule binding. The record is from RefSeq and is a predicted model, not a curated record. Gene Ontology annotation, biological process: cell-cell adhesion; cell-cell junction organization; protein localization to cell-cell junction. The coding region runs from base 587 to 8203 and encodes 2538 amino acids. Gene Ontology annotation, cellular component: bicellular tight junction; plasma membrane. The transcript has 15 exons. Lineage: Eukaryota; Metazoa; Arthropoda; Insecta; Diptera; Drosophilidae.
UUUUCAAAGCGCCAAGCGCGCGGUAUCUGAAACCGAGUUCCUUGUGUAUUGCAAAUAUUCAUAUACAACAAAUGCGAAUAGAAAAAACGCCGGUAGAAAUAUAAAUAUUUGAUUUCAAAAUAUUUUGACCGGAACCGAAUGUACGAUUUUUUGCGAGCGACUAACCGGCUUACAAACACAAACAAGCCGAAAUAUUUACCAAAAAGGCGCGCGUUUUUAUGUGUUUUUGUGUAAACAAAACAAAUACAAUUGCGUUAACCAAAAGUUAAAUAUAAAUAAAAAUAACAAUUUGUUAACAGUAACCAAUAAAACAACUUAAUGUGGAAUUAUUAAGAAUUAAAAGCUAAGAGGAAUUUAUGGAAAAACACAACAAUUGAAGUGUUAAUGAUAAAAGCAGGUAUACAACCUAAAAAUACCAAGAUUAAUCAAAUAAAUAUCCGAAAUAAGUGCAUUCAAUACUAAUAGAAGUAGAAUCCCAUAAAUCUCAUACGAAAAUGCCGGAAAAGUGGCGAUGUGAAUUGUUUGUGUAGUGGAGAGUGCAAUAAAUAACAGUACGAAGUAACAGUAAACAACGGAAUAAGCCAAGAUGACGCGCGAGGAAGAGGAAGAGGUGCGAUCUCUGCUCUCUCGCCACCAGGAGCGCAUAAUGCUGGAUCUGGGCAGUACCGAUAUGCUAGCGGUACUGGUCAAGAACUCGGUGCUCAGUCAAUCGGAAGAGGAUCUACUGUUGAAGCCGUACAAUGCCGUAACGCCCACGCCCUCUGCCGCAGCCUCUGCCACAGUGGAGCCUCCUGGCAGUGCCCCCUCUCUCACAAAGAGAAAACUAAGUGCCGUGGCGAGUAGCGGUAGUACGGCCAGCGGGGGGAGUGGGGGCAGCGGAGGCAGUGGAUCCUCACGGUGUGCCAGCGUCAACGGCGACGCGAACUGCGACAGUCGCUCCCUAACGCCCUCUGGCGGGGGACUAUGCUCAGGACUAAACGAUGCUGAAAUCCUUCGACUCCAGUGCUCCAACCUCAUCGAGAUCAUCGCCAAAAACGGAUUUGAGAAGUUCAAGCAGUUCUGCUAUGCCAUCGAGUGCGAGUGUCCGCAGUUGAUUGAGGAUCUAAUUAACGAUCGUCUCAAGACCGAUGCCGCCAAUUUGGAGGACAGUCCCGAGGUGGAAAAAAUCCAAAAGGAAAUCGAAACGAUCGAUUACAUUGACAAGGAAAAGGAAAACGAUCGCAAUCGUCGGGCUGUCAGUUAUGGCGGCGACGUUACCUCCUCCCCCCAUUCGGCGACGAUACCCCGAGCUGCUCCCCGGCGGGUGGCCUUGAUGAAGGAGCCACCCCCGCCGCCACCCAAACCACAGCUGACCUCCAAAGCGGACUCUGUAUCCCAUCUCUCCAGCAAGUAUCCCCAAUCGGAGUACAAUCUCAUCCAGAAGAUCGACUCGAACAGCACUCUGACUGCUCCGGCGCAAUAUCAGCCGCAGAAUUUCUAUGCCAACACCGGAACUAUUUCCUCAACGAAUGGCUAUGGAUCGCUGUUGUGCCACGCAAGUUCAACGACCAGUCCUCUGGCGGUACGGAAGCGGGACAAGCUGCUCCAUCGGUUCAGCGAUGCCGCCACCCUGGGCAGGAAGCUCAAGAAGAAGAAGAACACGAACCGCACCUGCAGAUCCAUGACGGAGGCCAUCGAGAUGCUCGCCGAUCCCGUCAUCGAGGAUGAGUUUUUCGGCGAUCGGACCACUUGGGAGUACCACACAGUGGCAGUGACUCGGGUUCCGGGUUAUGGCUUCGGAAUAGCCGUUUCCGGUGGACGUGAUAAUCCGCACUUCGCCAACGGCGAUCCGUCGAUAGCAGUUAGCGAUGUGCUGAAAGGUGGACCCGCCGAGGAUCGAUUGCAAGUCAACGAUCGGAUAAUCUCGGUGAACGGCGUCUCCCUGGAGAACGUGGAGUACGCGACGGCGGUGCAGGUGCUGCGCGACAGCGGCAACACGGUGCAACUGGUGGUCAAGCGGCGCGUGCCCCUCAACCCGAUCAAUGCGGUGGGUGCAGUGCAGCACCAGCACUCCCACUCGCUCAGCUCCGUGGGUCUGGUGGCCAACGGGAGCGGCGGAGUGGCCCCCACCCCGCUGACGAGCCUCAGCCAGCCGAACUCGCUCAACUCGUCGCUGGUGCAGAACGCCAGCAGCGGGCAGCCCAUCAAGAUUACGCUCACCAAGGGAGGGAAGAAGGACGACUACGGCGUGGUCCUCGGCUGCCGGCUGUUCGUCAAGGAGAUCUCCUCGAAGGCCCGCGAGCAGCUGAUCGCCAACGGGUACAGUCUGCAGGAGGGCGACAUCAUCACCCGCAUCCACAACACCAACUGCGGCGACACGAUGAGCCUGAAGGACGCCAAGAAGAUCAUCGACGGUUGCAAGGAGCGCCUCAACAUGGUGGUCCUGCGGGACAUCACCAACCAGGCGGCGGUCAGCCAACUCAAUCUGAACAACUCUUCCGGUCAUCAAGCGGCGGGCAACAUCUACGCCAGUCACCAGCCUCAGGUGUCCGGGUGCAGCAGCGGCAACAACAACCUGGAGGAUCCCUACCUUCCAGGAGGCGCCAGCUACUCCUCGCAGAACCUGUACGUGCAGCCGCCCACUCGCACCUCCAAUGGUCCCAGCAUGAAUGGCAACGGCUUGAACGAGGAGAAGAGCAAUCUCACUCCGAGGGGACGCUCGCGGGGACCCAUCAUGGAUGGGGUAUCGCUGCAGCAGUUGGACAGACCCGUAACACCCACUCGGGGAAGAAGUGGAGGCGCUGAUGAGCCGCCACGCCCACCUCCACCGAGGGGAACGAGCGGAGGAGCCGCCCAGGAGGACUUCUACAGCUCGCGCAGACAACUCUACGAGGAGCGCCAGAGCGCCGAGCCGAGGUUCAUCUCCUUCCAGAAGGAGGGAAGCGUGGGCAUCCGCCUGACCGGCGGCAAUGAGGCCGGCAUCUUCGUGACCGCCGUGCAGCCAGGAUCUCCGGCAUCGCUGCAGGGUCUGAUGCCCGGGGACAAGAUCCUCAAGGUGAACGACAUGGACAUGAACGGCGUCACUCGGGAGGAGGCGGUGCUCUUCCUGCUGAGCCUGCAGGACCGCAUCGAUCUGAUUGUGCAGUACUGCAAGGAGGAGUACGACGAGGUGGUGACCAACCAGCGCGGCGACUCCUUCCACAUCAAGACGCACUUCCACUGCGACAAUCCCUCCAAGGGCGAGAUGGCCUUCAAGGCGGGCGACGUGUUCCGGGUGAUCGACACCCUGCACAACGGGGUCGUGGGAUCCUGGCAGGUGCUCAAGAUCGGUCGGGGUCACCAGGAGAUGCAGCGCGGCGUGAUACCGAACAAGUCGCGGGCCGAGGAGCUGGCCACCGCCCAGUUCAAUGCCACCAAGAAGGAGAUGAACGCCAACGAGUCGAGGGGCAACUUCUUCCGGCGACGACGCAGUUCCACGCACCGGCGGUCGAAGAGUCUGUCCCGCGAGAACUGGGACGACGUGGUCUUCUCCGACAGCAUCUCCAAGUUCCCCGCCUACGAGCGCGUGGUUCUUCGUCAUCCUGGCUUCGUACGACCCGUGGUGCUCUUCGGACCCGUUUCCGACUUGGCCAGGGAGCGACUGGCCAAGGACUUCCCCGACAAGUUCUCCACUCCGCUGCAGGACGACGACAAGUCGGCCGCCACGAGUGGCAAGUGCCGCAUCGUGCGGCUCUCGAACAUCCGCGAUGUGAUGGAUCGCGGCAAGCACGCCCUGCUGGACAUCACCCCCAAUGCGGUUGACCGGCUCAACUACGCCCAGUUCUACCCAGUGGUGAUCUUCCUGAAGACGGACAGCAAGCAUGUGAUCAAGCAGCUGCGCCACGGACUCCCCAAGGCGGCCCACAAGAGCUCCAAGAAGCUGCUGGAGCAGUGCCAGAAGCUGGAGCGCGUCUGGUCGCACAUCUUCAGCACCCAGAUCGCGCUGAGCGACGAGGAGUCCUGGUACCGCAAGCUGCGCGACUCGAUCGAUCUGCAGCAGAGCGGCGCCGUGUGGAUGUCCGAGUCCAAGCCCGUAGAAUCCCUCUCCGACGACUUCCUAUUCCCCAUGACCACCUCCCGACUCUCGUAUGCAUCAAGUCCCGAAUCCGAUUUGGAACUGAGUCCCGGCCCAUCCGCAUCAUUGUCGCUUGGCAAUUUGCCGCAGUUGGUUAAAGCGAGCUCAGAUCCAUCGAUUGCCACUAAUCAGGAUAACUUGGAUAGGGAUAGAGACAUAAUUGGUGAAGGACUACCACCUCCAUAUACGGUACCCUACGACCACGGUGUCCCCGCGAAUCCCAAUCGCCGCCAGACCAUGGACUCCAGCAAGUACAGCAUCUACGGCACCAGUGUGCCGCCGCAGCCGCAGCAGCCUGGCGGAGGCGACCCGGCUGCAGUGCGUCCGCAGUCCCUGUACGGGAUCAAUGCCCCGGAUCUGCCGCCGCGCAUCGAUCGCCAGUCGAAGCCGGGAGAGAUCCCCCUGAACACCUCGGGCUCAUCGUCGCGAAACGGAACUCUGGGUCGCAGUGCCCAGGAGCGACUGUUCGGCAAGGCCGUCGUGCAGGACGACGUCCAGGCGGAGUACAUCACCCGGAAUGCUCUGGUGGGAUCCGGAGCAGCUGAGAGCCUGGAUCGCCAGCAGCAGCAGCAGCAAACUCAUGCGUCCCUGGAGCGCCAGGCUCGCCUGAAUGCCCAGCUGAAGGCCAAUGGAGGAGGAGGAGGCGGAGGAGGAGGAGGAGGUGCCUCCACCUACGACAGUGUGUCCAGCUACGAUUCGUACAACAACACACAGAUGGCCAUGCAGAACCUGGGAAGACUGGGUCCCAAUGCGCCCGACGAUCUCAAAUCAGUGCCAAAUGCAAGUGGUCGCCCCUUGCCGCAGGUGGGUCAGUCGCAUGACUACGGUCGAACUCCCCACGAUCAUCGCAGCUUCGGCGGAGCCAACGAUCUGAACCGCCAAAGCAGUCCUGGAAGGCCGCACUACCAUGAAAUGAAUGCGUCCCGUAAUAUCGAUCCACGCAAUGGCACACCACAGCGUCCUUCGAAUUUGGGUCUGGAAAGCAGUCCCCGCAAGCCUUUGGUGGAGACCAAAACGGAUUACGGCAAAUACAGUCGCAACAACUCCGUGACACAAGCGGAUUACACUAAGCUGCCAAAGACGGCGCCACACGGAGUGGUUCCUCCGCCGAACGUGAGCAAUGGCCAAAACCAGAUGAAUGGGAGCGGAACGCCCAGCAGCAAUGGCAGUGGACCCUUCAAGCCGGUGCCACCGCCAAAACCGAAGAACUACAGGCCGCCGGUGCAAAGUGGCGGCAGUUCUGGUAGCGGUGGCACCACUCCUUGGGAAAAUGGAGACUCUGGUUCGCCUCGUUCGCCCAAUGGCUUCUACUAUCCGCCAACGCCUUCGCACCACCAUUACGGCCAGCAGGCCACUCCUGGCUCGCCCAGCAAUGGACACAUGCAGCCACCGCCGCCGCAGCAGCAACCCACCUACGGGGGCAGCAAUGGCAACUACGGACAGGCACCACCACCCCAGCAGUAUCCCCAGGCGAAAGGCUACAAUGGCAACAGCCACCACUACAACGGAGGCAGCGGCACAGGACCCUACAUCGCACCACAUCGCGGCAUGCCACAGCCAAUAGGAAACCUACCGCCUCACACGCCGGAACGCCAUGCCUUGGAUUUGGCAGGAAGUCGGGAGCAACGUGGAUCGGCCUUUGAGCUUUAUCGUAAACCGCAAAUUGGCGCCGCCGCUGGGCACCAUCACAACAUGAGCGAGAUGGAGCCGUACGAUGAGCGGUACGAUGAUUACUAUGCCAGACCGCCACCUGGCGCCCAUCCCUCCCAGGGUCACCCGGGUCACCAAAUGCAGCGAUCCCGCUCAGCUCCGCGUUAUCCCCACGAGCGACCGCCGCCCGCCCACGAUCCCAAUUACUACGGCCACUAUGGCACCUCCAGGGGCCACAGUCAGCCACGUCAGCAGUACCCUCAGCACCACCAGCAGCAGCCGUACUACGAUGACCACGGCAUGGAGAUGGGUCCUCCGCCUCUGCCGCCGCACAAGAAGAAGAAGUCGGUGCUGAAGAGCCCGCUGGUGGCACUCAAGAACGCGCUGCUCAAGAGCACGCGACCCCUGAGGAGGAUGAACAGCAUGGUGGAGCCGGAGCGGAAGCCCAAGGGGCUGCGGCGCCAGCAGUCGAUGCUGGAGAGGGGGGUGCAGAGGCCCUACUACCCGGACGAGUAUCCCACCUAUCCGGCUGGCUUCGAGGAGCGUUCCCACGGAGGAGAGGGCAUGAUGCAUCCGCAGGAUGUCUACUACCAACGGGGUGGCCACUACCCGCCGCAGCAGCAGGAAAUGAUGAACAGCACCUACCAGAACCUGGAGGGCGAGGACAUCUACGGUAACAUAGGCAACACAGUGCCCCGAAUGCCGCACCACCAGGAUAACGGCUAUGGGUACGACCAGUAUGAUCUCUAUGCGAACCGAGCUUGCAUUGAUCUCGAGAGGAGGCAAGCAGAAGCGGCUGCGGCUGCGGCUUCGAGUGGCAGGAAUGGCCGGAGGAUAGUGCGGCGUCACAGCACCACCACGGCGGAUCGGCAGGGAGGGAAUCCCGGACCGGUGAGAAGACCCAUGAUCAGUCCCGGCUACGAACAGGAUCCCCAGGACAUCUACCAGACCCGCAACGGGGCCUACAUGCUGCCCGAUCAGCGGAGGGCGCCCAGUUCGGAAGUGAUGACCCGCAGGAGGUUCUAUCCGGGGGCAGCUAAUGAGCAAACCGAGGAGGAGCCCCUCUACCAAUCCCGGCGCGAAAUACAGCGGGAAAUGCAGCGGAAUCACCUGUACCAAUCGAAGCGCGAAAUGCAGGAGAGGAUCAGCCAGGGCAAGCGGGACAUGGAGCGGGAGUUCAGCCCGCAGAGCAGCAGCAGCCAGUCGGAGGCCUCCAAUCCAGAGGCCAUAUACCAGAGUCGCCGUGAGGCCAAGGAGAGUGCUCUCAAAACGAGGGCCCAGCUGAGGGAUCAGAUCUAUCAGACUCGGCGGGAAGCACUUGAUAGCAUGGCGGAACCGAUCUAUGCCUCUAAGAGGGACAUGGGCAGACCGGCGCCCAUCUACGAGUCGCGGGAGGAGUGCAUCCUCCAGUCCAGGGAAAACGAAACGGAUGAAAAGAAGGAGGGCAAGUCGGAGCAGAUUCAAGUGGAGAUCAAUGCUCAGCCGGAGGAGCAGGUUGAGGACUCCACCUUGAGUCGCUCGGACCUGCAGAAGUCCUCGGAUACGGUGAUAGAAAACCCAGCUAGGGCUCCGCUUGUCCAGGAUGAAGUGGAUGAGGAGGAGGCGGAGGAGCAGCAGGAGCAGCAGGAGGAUGAGGCUGAGAGUUCCGCCAACCAGACGGAGCAGCCCACGGCCAUUGAAAUCAAUCAGCACAACGAGGGAAUGCUGGCCAGUGAAACGCAAAAUGCCUCGGACGAUGUGUUCGAGGCAGAAGAUCAGGUUCCUCCGCUGGCUCCUCCGCCAGCUCCUGUCCAACCCCUGACCCCGCGAUCCGGCCGGGCGCCCUUCCACAUCUCGAACAUCCUCAAGCGAACAGCUCCGCCGCCGAGCUCGCCAAUCGGCGACAGUUGCACCUCCAUCGAAACCCAGUACACCUCCCAGGCCAGCCUGCCAGUGGGUCCACCCAAUGCCACCAGUACGCCCUUCAGCAGCAGCAUGUCCCUGCCCAUCGCCGGACCGGUGAACAACGCUCCGCCGGCCAACGGAGGACCCUUCCCCGCCCUGCCCCGCGAACCCAGCACCUCGCGGGGAUUCUUCGACUCGAAUGGCGGCACUCUGGCCGAUAAGCUGUGGCACGUCUCCCUGCAAAUCCCGCCCGGAGCCAUUCCGGCCGGAGUGCGGCAGGAGAUCUACUUCACCGUCAGCGAUCCGCGGAUGGGACAAGCCGUCGGCGGUCCUCCGCUGGACAUGGAAAAUGGUGAGACAAUGCUGUCACCGCUGGUGAUGUGUGGACCGCAGGGCCUUGAGUUCCUGGUGCCGGUUACACUCAAUAUUCCGCACUGCGCCGGACGGACUGCCUCCCUGGGACUGGCCCUCAAGGCGACCGACAGCGAGAAGAACCUGCACACCGAGUGGGACAACAUCGACCUGCCCAGCAAUGCCGCCGCUCACACGGUCUCCGUCAAGGUGGAUCACUUCUAAUCAUAGAGCACUACCACUCAUUCGAAAACUUGAACGAUUAACGCAAUUGUAAAUAGAUCCAUAACACCAUACACAUAUUCUUAAGGCCGCAAUUCCAGGGCAAGCAAAAUGAGCUCAACCAAGAGGUAGAUGUAGGCAUUGCUUAUAAUGUAACUAAUUUAAUUCAAUUUUGUCUGUUAAUUGUGCCUUUGAGUGAUCGUUUGGCUCUGCCUUUGACCCAUAAUAUCGAGCUAGACAUUAAUCAAUCGAAUGCAAAGGAUAUUUGUAUAAAGCGACUAGGAUUUAGUUUUAUACCUAAACCAAUUAUUUUGUAUAUUUUAAAGCGACCCAUUACUAUGUAUUUUAUAUAUUUACAUAAUUUUAAUGCAUUUUAAAUGAUAUAUUUGACUUUUUAUUAGAUAUUCGCAUAUUGUUUCGACCCAUAAUCCAUUUUAAUUGCAUUCGAAUUGUUAAACGCGUGCAAGUAUUGCAUGCAGAAGUUAUAUACCGUAAACAUUUAUAAAUCGUAGCGAUAUCCUUAUAUCCUAUACACGCGCCUGUAUAAUCAGAAAGAACAUCAUAUUAUAAAAAUAUUUAUACGCAUUUUGUAUUGAACAUUAUACACACGUGGAAAGUUUGGGAAUAAAUAAAAGAGCAACUAUAAUAAUUGUA